Messenger RNA from Chara braunii, 2566 nucleotides. NCBI's taxonomy places the organism in Eukaryota, Viridiplantae, Streptophyta, Charophyceae, Charales, Characeae. The record is from the annotation of a GenBank genome assembly.
GCAUAGUCGACGCUAGAUCUCUGUCACAGCGGGGCACGCAGGCGAGGCAGGCUGGUGGAGGGGGGUGUGCACGCCGGCGAGAGAAUAUUAUGGAGGACUCGGCUGUGGACGAGGUGGAGGCAUUUCUAGAGGAGCGGGAGAGGCGAGAUGCCGAUGCUAGGCGAGGGACUGCGGAGGGUGGUUUGAGUCCUCGAUCUCCGCAUUUGAGAGGGGAGGAGGUUGUGAUGACUGCACGUGGCACGGGAGGUGCAUGUCGCGAUGCUCAGGAAAGAGAUAGAGAGAGAGGGAAGAGGGCAGUCGAUGAGGCGUACACGACGUUCCUGCGCAGGGGCGCAAGAGACCCAGACAGUCGACCAUUGGCGAGGUGUACGACGGCGACGCUCAGCAGCACACGAGGAACACAUUUUUGCAGUGGGUGUACGACUCGGGAGGUUCAAGCAGUCCCCUCCGAGAUAGUCAAGGAUUGUAUCGACCAGGUCCUCGCCCGUCGUCAGCAUAUGUUGGAGUCGGCGCAUGCCACAGCGCAUCUCCUUAACCUUCGCAGGCGUUCUCUUCGAUACUACGACGCGAGGGUGAGGAAUGCGGAGGACUUGGAGGUCGUGCAGGAGUGCGACAACUUCUUCCUUGCCCAGACGGGGGUUGAUCGGGCAGGCGCUCGCUACUUGCGGGUGCGUGAGCAAACGAGAUUGUUUCACGCGUGUAUGGGCCCUUUGACGAUCGACCUUGCCAUGAGGGAUGCGGAGGCACGGGCAUGUGUUGGGGAUGACGAGACACCGAGAUGUGCAGCUUGGUGGCAGGAGCACGGAGGCGCAUACCCCGACCUCCGGGAGAUUGUAGCGCGUGUGCUGCACAUGUGGAUGUCCGCCUCUCCUGCUGAGAGGAACUGGGCGGAACAUGAGCGUGUAUGCACGACGAGGCUUAACAGGCUGGAGUUCGCAAAGCUCGCUCAGUUGGUUGAGAUUGCCACCAAUCUCAAACUGUUGGACUGUUCUGAGUCGUCAGCCGGUUACGUUCUUCCGUGGGGAGACUUGGACGCGCUAGAGGAGGUACGGUCUGGGGAUGCGGAGGGCGGUUCAACAGGGCCUGUAGACGAGGAGCCAGAGCCUUCGAUAUGGGGAGCGCGACCCCGGGGGUCAGUGACGAACGAGGAGUUGACGUCUCUGAGACGUCGAUCACAACAACUAGGUAAUCGUCGUCCUCGUCCAGUAGUGGAGGUUUUUGGUGCGAGAGCCGCAGUGCUCCUUCCCUACGAGGGGGAGGUGCAAGAGGAGGAGGUUAGGAUGACCCGACUCGGGCAGCGCGCGACGAGGCCGUUGACAGCGAUGAGGAGUGGACAGACCCUGAGGAGAUCGCAUGUCGUAGCGGACGAUGAUCCUCCACGGGAGGCAUGCGAGACUCAGGCAGGCGUUGACCAUGGCACUGGACGUGGCACGGACACGGACCGCACCGGCUAUGCUACACAGGGGAGGAGGGUGUUCGGUGUUGACAGCACCGACGAUGAGCAGGCGCGCAAGGACGACGAGUUCUUAUUGCGUGCACGUGAUUCACCAGCACCUCAGGUCGCCGAGGGAGGAGAGCCUCUUAGACGGUCGGCGAGGCUGGUUAGCCGCGACACUACAGCCCCACAGACAGAGACCGCUUGUUCGCAACACCUGGACGAGAUAGUGGGCGAUAUGCCGGAGGGUGAGGAGCCCGAGCAGUGCACUCCAGUUCAGGAGGAGCCAUCAGAAGAUAUUCCUUCAGUCUUACGGACGAGCGACUUCAUGGUGGGUGGGAUUGGCACGUCCGAUAGCGGUAUUGGUAGACGUCAGCACGUUCGAUUGGGGGACAUGGCCGACUACUAUCCUGAUGACAGCCACAUUGAGGAGACUCGGGCAGAGCGAGACGCGCGCAUUGACGCGGAGGAGGAGAGGCAUUUGUCUCGGAUGCAGUGGGCAGGGAAAGUGGCUUAUCAGGUGGAGGUGGAGCGCAUGAGACGGCUAGAGACCAUUGGUGCAUGUGGCGAUCAUAAGAGCGCGGAGGCUGUGCUCAGACAGGAUGCUGCCUUGCAGCCUUCGGGUGGGGGACAUGUUUCACCACAUCCGCCGACGUCGCUACCACACACGAUCACUGACCGGCCUGGUGCGACACACCAUUCCACUCUCUCACCAUCCCCGACCAUUAUGGGACAUGCUGAUGUUGCACCUGUGUCUGCAUCGCCUUCUGGACCAUGCGGGUCGCAUGUGUCUCAUGCUCCUCUUACCUCAGAGGCAGGAGGUUCAGGCACGGUGGACUCAGAGUCGCAGGUUAUGUGCGACGUUGUGGCACCCGGAGACAUAGAGGAGCCACACAAGGUGCCCAUUGACAUUCAGCCCGUCUCGGAUGAGGUUCCUGCGGGAGACAUGACACGAGGCGACCAGGAGGAGUUGGGAGGGCACGGAGAGGAGGGCAAGGCGCGAGCGCUGUGUACCAGCUUGAACUAGAAAGGGGCCUGACAUCGCCGAUAACGGCAACGACGAUUAUGCUGGUGGCCUGAAUCCUGGCCUUGUCAAAACGUCCAGGAUCUGGUCUAAAGUGCUCCACAUGA